Neogale vison (American mink) is the source of this 3853-nucleotide messenger RNA. RefSeq names its product ATP binding cassette subfamily B member 7 (gene ABCB7). Gene Ontology annotation, biological process: transmembrane transport; intracellular iron ion homeostasis. The transcript is spliced from 16 exons. Bases 54 to 2312 code for a protein of 752 amino acids. Gene Ontology annotation, cellular component: mitochondrial inner membrane. The record is from RefSeq and is a predicted model, not a curated record. Lineage: Eukaryota; Metazoa; Chordata; Mammalia; Carnivora; Mustelidae. Gene Ontology annotation, molecular function: ABC-type transporter activity; ATP hydrolysis activity; ATP binding.
GUCCGCCAGCGUCCCACAAUCCUUUGCCCUCGGUUCCUCUUUCCUCGCUCAAGAUGGCGCUGCUCGCGAUACAAUCUUCACGCUGGGCAGCCGCCGGGGCUGCUUUCGAAAAACGCCGGCAUACCGUGUUUCUGAUCCGACAUCUAGUCUCUGUCCGUGGCGCAGGUUCUCAGUGGAGAUCACGGCAGCUCGGCGUUUCGGGAACCGCUCGAAUUUCCCAGAUACCAGAGUCAUUAAGACAUACUAUAUGGCAGAGACUGGGAAAAGGCAACUCAAGACAGAUAUUAGAUGUUACCAGGGGUCUCCAGGCUUGGCCACUGAUAGAAAAGAGGACAUGUUGGCAUGGUCAUGCAGGAGGAGGACUCCACACAGACCCAAAAGAAGGGUUAAAAGAUGUUGAUACUCGGAAAAUCAUGAAAGCAAUGGUUUCUUAUGUGUGGCCCAAAGACAGGCCAGAUCUACGAGCUAGAGUUGGCAUUUCCUUGGGAUUUUUGGGUGCUGCAAAGGCCAUGAAUAUUGUGGUCCCCUUCAUGUUUAAAUAUGCUGUAGACAGCCUCAACCAGAUGUCGGGAAACAUGUUGAACCUGAGUGAUGCACCAAAUACAGUUGCAACCAUGGCAACGGCAGUUCUGAUUGGCUAUGGUGUAUCAAGAGCUGGAGCUGCCUUUUUUAAUGAAGUUCGAAAUGCAGUAUUUGGCAAGGUGGCCCAAAAUUCAAUCCGAAGAAUAGCCAGAAAUGUCUUUCUCCAUCUGCACAACCUGGAUCUGGCUUUCCACCUGAGUAGACAGACAGGAGCUUUAUCAAAGGCUAUUGACAGAGGGACAAGGGGUAUCAGUUUUGUCCUGAGUGCUUUAGUAUUUAAUCUCCUUCCCAUCAUGUUUGAGGUGACUCUUGUCAGUGGUAUUUUGUAUUAUAGAUGUGGUGCCCAGUUUGCAUUGGUAACCCUCGGGACUCUUGGUGCAUACACAGCAUUCACAGUUGCUGUUACACGGUGGAGAACUAGAUUUAGAAUAGAAAUGAACAAAGCGGAUAAUGAUGCAGGUAACGCUGCCAUAGACUCGCUGCUGAAUUAUGAAACUGUGAAGUAUUUUAAUAAUGAAAACUAUGAAGCACAAAGAUAUGAUAGAUUUCUGAAGACAUAUGAAACUGCUUCAUUGAAAAGUACCUCUACUCUGGCUAUGCUGAACUUUGGCCAAAGUGCUAUUUUCAGUGUUGGUUUAACAGCUAUUAUGGUGCUCGCCAGUCAGGGAAUUGUGGCAGGUACCCUUACCGUUGGAGAUCUAGUAAUGGUGAAUGGACUGCUUUUUCAACUUUCAUUACCCCUUAACUUUUUGGGGACUGUAUAUAGAGAAACUAGACAAGCACUCAUAGAUAUGAACACCUUGUUUACUCUACUCAAGGUAGACAGUCGAAUUAAAGACAAAGCAAUGGCAUCUCCCAUUCAGAUCACACCACAGACAGCUUCGGUGGCCUUUGAUAAUGUGCAUUUUGAAUACAUUGAGGGACAGAAAGUCCUUAGUGGAAUAUCUUUUGAAGUUCCUGCAGGAAAGAAAGUGGCCAUUGUAGGAGGUAGUGGGUCAGGAAAAAGCACAAUAGUACGGCUGUUGUUUCGCUUCUAUGAGCCUCAAAAGGGUAACAUUUACCUCGCUGGUCAAAAUAUACAAGAUGUGAGCCUGGAAAGCCUUCGGAGGGCAGUGGGAGUGGUGCCUCAGGAUGCUGUCCUCUUCCACAAUACCAUUUACUACAACCUUUUAUAUGGAAACAUCCAUGCUUCACCUGAGGAGGUGUACGCGGUGGCAAAAUUAGCUGGACUCCAUGAUGCAAUUCUUCGAAUGCCACAUGGAUAUGACACACAAGUAGGGGAACGAGGACUCAAACUUUCAGGAGGAGAAAAGCAAAGAGUAGCAAUUGCAAGAGCCAUUUUGAAGGACCCCCCAGUCAUUCUCUAUGAUGAAGCCACUUCAUCAUUAGAUUCAAUUACUGAAGAGACUAUUCUUAGUGCCAUGAAGGAUGCAGUCAAACAUAGAACUUCUAUUUUUAUUGCACACAGAUUGUCAACAGUGGUUGAUGCAGAUGAAAUCAUUGUCUUGGAUCAGGGUAAGAUAGCUGAACGUGGUACCCACCAUGGUUUGCUUGCAAACCCUGGCAGUAUCUAUUCAGAAAUGUGGCAUACACAAAGUAGCCGUGUGCAGAACCAUAAUAACCCCACAUGGGAUGCAAAGAAAGAAAAUAUGUCCAAAGAGGAGGAAAGGAAGAAACUACAAGAAGAAAUUGUCAACAGUGUGAAAGGCUGUGGAAACUGUUCCUGCUAAGUUGCAUGAGACAUUUUUUUUUGACACAUUUGCACUGAAGCAGAAUUGUUUUAUUAAAAAAUAUCAUACAUUCCCAUUUUCUAUAAUCCUUUUUUAGAUAAGAUUUGUUUGAAAAGAAAUUUGAGUUUUACAUCUUUCACAAUAUUUAAUGUGACAUAUGCAUUUAGCCCCAAAUUACCUUCUUGUUACUGCCUUAGUUACGCCUAAAGCAUGUUUUUUGGAUUCCAAAUUUUAAUAGUUUUUUAAGUCUCCUUUAUGCUUACAGUUUAGAUGAAAAGUAUCCAUUACUUUUUUUUUAUUUUUAAAAGAGGACAGUGUAGGUUCAUUGUUUCUCCUCUUCCCUCCCCGCUGACUGACAUACUUCAAAGAUAGAUAACUACACCUUCAUUUUUUAAAGUCUGCCACUGUACAGUUUUUGGAGGAAAAACCUUAAUUCUCAUGUAUGUAUGUAGAAUGUUCUUCAUCAUUAACCAGCAUCUCUAGCAGUGGGAAUUUUAUUUUUUCAUCAGAAUGAGUUAUUGCUCUUGUUUGGGACCAAAAUUUAUGCCUUUCUCUUUAACACUUAAAACCCUGAUGUAAUUUGACAGUGGUCGUACUGGGAAUGAUCUAAAAAGCUUAGGAAGUUAAUUGCCCUUCUAUUUCCAUCUUAACUAUAGUGCUUUUGCUGUGUGAAGCUAUAUGAAGAAACAACUAAAUGGAAUGUAUGCAUACACAGAUAUGUGUGUGUGCACAUGCUCACAAUUGUAUAUAAAGCAACAACCACUUAAAGAUUAUUAAUGACCUUGAGGUAAAUAGGAGAAAGUUAUGUAUAUGUACUCUAGAUGAUUGGGACUUUAAUCAAUGACACGUCCGAAUUUAUUACAAGAUCUUCCCUUCCUUCUUCAGUAAUUUAAUGAGUUCCUUUAAAUGUGACUUAACAAGGAAGAGCCCAAACAAAAUGAUCAAGUUUUACCUGUUAAUAAAAUGUUGGUAUAUGUUCACUUAGAAGCUCCUCUCUUUUCCAAUUUAAAUAGCUUCUUUUCUUUCUGAAAAAGCUAUUUUCUUUUCAUAUGAUUGGAGAUGGUCUCAAGACCAUUGGAUCACGUGGUCAUUAGCCAGUAUUUUCAGCUACUAAAAACUUGAAUAACCUAAAAAACAGUUACAGUUAGGGCCAUUAAGUAAGUCUUAAAUAUUUUCUCUUAACUUCAUCAUAUUAAGAUGGUUCCAUACAGUGAAAUAAUGAACAAAAGGAAAGUUUCCUAGGAUGACUCAGAAGAAAAUGUCAAGAAAAGUGGCAUUUAUUAUAACAAUAAUUUUAUAUUAAAAUAUUACAUAUUCACAUAAAGGUGUAUAAAGUAUAAAUUUUUAAAAUCAAUAUUGAAACAUAAUUUUUUACUGGAUUGGGAUGAAUAAGCUACAGUUUUAGAAUAUGGGCUCUGAAAAUGGAGUAAGAUGAUGGGGUUUUAUUUCUUAUAUCCCUGUAUUUUUAAAAUUGCAUAUUUCCUUCCUAAAGGGAAUCCCAAUUUGCAAAAAUUGAAACGAGUAAUUUGGGAUCAGAAAAA